AGCCGUUGGCUCGAGGUCGUUGUCUGCGCACUGGUAACUGCCAGGCGCUGCGCCGCAGACACCGCUGGCUCCGCGCAGCCCGUCGCCGCCGAGUUCCCAGAUUGGCAUGCGAUGGUGGAACUGCCAGCAGGCGCCAGCGACCCAGGUGCCAUCUUGCUGCAGGGCGACUUCCUGGACGGAGUCGUAGAGUCGACGCUGCGCAGUAUUGUCGACAAGCUCAAGGUAGAGUACCGAAAGGAGCUCAGCAAGGCCCUGCAGGCGGCGAGCCCGGACGCGACGGCCACUCCCAAGAGCUGCCGCGCGGGCGGCAUCGCGGGGUUCGCGGAGGCGGAGCAGCCUUCCUGCACGCUUGUGAGGCCGCUGGCCGAUGCGCAGCCGGCGCAGCCGACACCCCAAGGUACUGGCGGCGGCGCUGACGCGGCCCAAAGUCAGUGGCAGGUGGAAACCGUGGAGUUCAAGGGAAAGGACGGGCAGGUGUACCGCUCGUCACCCAACACCCUCGGGGAGGGCGUCGUGAGCACGGGCUGUGCCGACGGUGAGGAGUCGUUCAGAUCGUUGCGUCUGGCCAUGGAGGCGACGGAGCGCGCUCCCAGCGAGGAGCAGCCCGCGGAGCUGGCCGCCUCCGAGCCGACCCUCAACGUCCCCGCGGCCGAGCACGGCGAUGGCGGAGAUGGUGCUGAACGUAUUCGGCUCGCCAACGGGGCCGCCAACACAGCGAGGCUGCAUCCCAGCAAGUCCGCGGAGAGCAUCAAGCCCCCAGCGGCCCAACUACCACUGACGGCGGAGGACCAAGAGUUCCUCGAGGAGAUCAGGGAUGCCGAGAACGCAAGGGCGGCGAAGGCAGAGGUCUUCGCACAGAUGGGCAGGCUCCGCAACUCGACGUACCACCUCAUGUCGCCCGACACCGACGAGGCGCUCAGCUGGUCCAAGAAGAUGGUCUUCCAAUUGAUCGCCAGCCCAAAAUUUGAUUUCGGUAUGGGGGGCAUCAUCAUCUUCAACGCCGUGACGAUAGGGCUGGAGACGUCCAUCACGCGGCAGAAGCAGGAUAUCCCAGCGUACCUUCACGUCCUCGAGUACUCGUUCUUGUUCGCCUACUGCGUUGAGCUGAGCCUUCGAAUCUAUGCCGUCGGCUGGAAGAGGGCGUUCAUCAGCAAUUGGGUGAAGUUUGAUGCCACGAUGGUGGUCGCAGGCAUUCUGAAUUUCAUCAUCACGGUAUCAGCUCUUGGUGGUGACGCAGCAUCGAGUGUGGUGGACAACGUUAACAUGCUGAAGAUGAUUCGGCUCUUCCGCCUCGCGAGGACCGUGCGGGUGCUCGUCCAGUUCCGCACCCUGUGGAUGCUCGUCCAAGGUCUGAUGUACGCCGUGUUGCCAAUGCUCUGGACGGCAAUGCUCAUGAUUGUUGUCGUCUACGUUUUCGCCGUCAUAGCUAUGGAAACAAUCCUGGACGACUCGACCAAGGGUUCCGACUAUUCGGAGGCUUGUCGCAACUUUGACACCAUCGGGGAUGCCAUGAUCACGCUGAUGCAGUUCAUCGCGGUGGCGGACCCUCGACAGUGUGGCGGCAAUUUACAGGCCGUUGAUAUCGUCGAACUUUUGGUUGACCUUCUACUUCUUGAUUUUUGUUCUGCUUGGUCCCAUUGCCCUGAUGAACAUCGUGACGGCGAUCAUGGUCGAGUCCUCCCUUCGGACCGCCAACGAGGAUCAGGAGGCAAAAAAGGCGUGGGACCAUGCGGAAAAAGAACAUGAUGCCGAAGUUGAAGAGCCUCUUCGAGACCCUGGACACGAGCCACGACGGCUUCGUGGACUUCGAGGAGCUCACGGGCGCCCCCCCCGACAUCAAGGAGGCGAUGCAGCACAUCGUCGGCCUGGACGAGCUCGAGGACGCCCUUAACAAUGGGCUUGCGGACUGGACUACGACGGGAGCGGCAGCAUCGACAUUGAUGAGUUCGUGGACGGAAUCAUGCGCUCACAGGCAGACAAGCCUUCCGAGCUCAUCGUGCUCGUGAAGCAAAGCAGGGCGAUCCUGGACAGGCUGAAGG
This is a messenger RNA of Prorocentrum cordatum, 2039 nucleotides long. NCBI's taxonomy places the organism in Eukaryota, Dinophyceae, Prorocentrales, Prorocentraceae. The record is from the annotation of a GenBank genome assembly.